UAAAUUUCGACUGUCUUGUAUUCAUUUCAUUUCACGUACAUUUGCAUUUUAUAGCGUUGUUGAUAUUAAUCAAUAGCAGGUGUUUCUUCUUUCAAAAAAAAAAAAAAAAAAAGCAGGUGUUUGUUUCUCUCUGUCAUCUGUCACUCACUCUCCCGCCCGAUCCAGCCUUCUCCAGUUAACCAUCAAUCGUUGUUAUGAACACCUUCAGUAACUUGCGUGGUCCAAAACCCUCAACAUAUGGCGUUUUCAUCAGCUGCGGUGAUGACACACGCUUCAGUUUCACCGGCUUCCUCUCUCAUUCUCUCAAUAAUCGUGGCUUUUACACAGCUAUUAAUCAUCGGGAUUCAAUUCAACACUGCAGGAUUUUCAUUUUCAUCAUUUCUCGUGAUUACGCGUCUCGGUUAGAUGAACUUGUCAACAUCAUGGAUUUGUUUGCAAAGGGGAACGGUCGACAACAACGGAUUUUGCCGGUUUACUAUCAUGUCAAUCCCUCCGAUGUUCGUCAUCAGAGUGGUAGUUUUGGAGAAGCCUUGUCUUCUUUUUAUAACAAUCUUCUCGUAUCUGAUUUUGAGGUGGAAAAACGGAACACGGUUCUUCGUCAAGUUGCUGAUUUUCGGGGCUGGCAUCUCGAUCCAGCCAGGGGUAUAUAUGAACACCAGUACAUUGAGGAGAUUCUUCAAGAGGUCUCUAAACACCUGGCUUGCUCAAUUGGCCUUGAUCAUCGAGUAGAGAAAGUUAUGCGUUGUUUGAAUUACAGAUCCAAUGAUGAUGGAGUCUGCAUGGUUGGGAUAUGUGGAAAUCCUGGAUUUGGGAAAACAACACUAGCUCGUGGAGUUUAUCACUUUUGUGGCGGCAUUGACUUUGAUUGUUGUUUCUUUUUUGAUAAUGUGGGAGAGCAUUUAAUGAAACAUGGAUUAGUUCAUCUCCAACAGAUGCUUCUCUCUGAAAUAGUUGGACACCACGCUGGUACUAUGUUUGAAAGUUUGGAUAUAGGGAUCCCAUCAACAAUAAAACACAUUCUCUACCAAAUGAAGGUUUUCUUGAUUAUUGAAGAUGUUCAUGAUUCGGAGGUCUUGCGAGCCAUUGUUGAACUUACUACUUUCUUUGGUUCUGGUAGCAAGGUCAUCAUUACUACUCAGGAAAAACAUCUGCUAGAACAUCAUGGGAUUGAAAUAAUAUACGAGGUAGAAAAGUUGGAUAAGAAAGAGGCUUUUCAGUUGCUUAGUUUGAAGGCUUUCAAAUCUAUGAAUUUUAAAUCCAAUUAUUUGAGCAUUUUAGAACGAGCAGAAACUUAUGCUUCUGGCCAUCCAUUCCUUUUGGAGGUUAUAGGUUCCAACUUGGGUGGAAAAGAUGUAGAAGAGUGUGAAUUUGUACUAGACCAAUACGAAAUGAUUCCAAAUCACGAAAUCCAAAAGAUACUUCAAGUUAACUUUGAUGCCUUGGGGAAACAUUGCCAGAGGAUGUUGAUUAACAUUGCAAAUCAGCCCAAAGAACAGGAAUUGUCAUUGGUUGAAGACACACUUUAUAAAAUGUAUGGCGCCUGCCCAAAACAAGAUAUCAGAGUCUUAUUUGAUAAAGCUUUUAUAAAGAGUAAUGAGCUCGGUCAAGUGAAAUUACAUGGUUUGACACUUGACAUGGUUAGAGAAAAUUCCCCCAUCGAAUAUCCCUGCAAACAUAGUAGGUUGCAGAAGGACAUUCUAGAAGAAAACAUGGAAUAUCCCUGCAAACGCAGUAGGUCGUCUAAGGAUACUUUGGAAGAAACUGUGGAAUACCACAAGCAAGAAAUCCUACCCUCCUCUAAUGAUGGAAGCAUGAUGAGGGAUCCGAUGGAGGUGGAAUAUCAACCGUGUUCUUCCUCCUCUUCUCAAAGAUCCAUUCUUCAUAUUUCUGAGGUGUAAUCUAACACAACUGGGAGAAACAACGGCAAAAUUCUGUCACUAGUUAACCAGAUUCAGGUUCUGUAUUCCUCUAAAAUUGGAAUUUCCAAAUUAUUAAUUUCUAUUGCUUUCUCUCAGGUACUAAUUAAAUGCAAUUUGUCAAGGGACACAGGAAAAUGAGUAAAGUUUUCUCUUUAAUUAGACCGUGACAAUCAAGUUCAGGGGCAAGUGUUUGAAAUACUGAAAUUGAAAAUUUGAUGCUUCAUAUCUAUAAAAUCUUUUAGGUUCUAAUGCUCAGCUUCUGAAUCUACCUUUCAAGUGUUUUCUUUGGAUCUCAUGCAUUUUUCUGUUCUUAUUUUGAUUUGUUACUGUGCUUUAUGUUCUAUUGAGCUCAUCUAGUCUACCAUUCUAGAAUUGUUUCCUUCUUAGUUAGUCUACCAUUGUUACUUGUAACAAUAUACUUUGUUUCCCUUUUAAACCAAGAGGAACUAUACAAUCAAACAUUUGUCAUUGGGAAUUUUUUUACAGGUUUGAUUAUAUUGAACCAGUUAGGCUGAGCUUGUCAUGAUGUAUUAAAAGGCUAAUAGGCCAAUAAAAUUUUAUAAAGCCUGCACAUCUUUUUUUUUUCUUCCACUUUCCACAACAUACUCAGUGAUAAAUUACAUGAUGUAUUAAAUUUCUCUCCAUUUAUAAUUAUUUCUCUACCGAAAGCUCUGAAUAUUUAUAUUACUUGCAGGCUUGCUGGAGUAGGAGAUAACAUGAAGGUAGUAUUUGAAAGAUGCUACUGAAGUAAGAUAUAUUGAUAUAAAUUUAUUUCUUCCACUCCUAUCUUCACCAUUAAUCACGUAUUUGGUUAGGUUUGUGAUAGGUACGAGAAUAAUCACACACACAAGAGGAAACUGGACUGAAAUGUUACUAGUCCUUGAGGAUUUUUUAUAACUCCUCGUCAUAAUAUGUAUUUUAGUGUUUUAAAGAGUCUUUUGUUAUUUUAUUUUAGGAUUUAGUUUAGGAUUUUUAGAAGAAUCUAGUUGAGUUACUGGUAGUUUGGGAAUGUAUGUAAUGUAUUGAGAUAAAAUAAGUCAAUAAAAUUGUAUCUACAAAAUAAAUUAAUAAAACACAGUUGUAAAAUUUAUAGA
Medicago truncatula (barrel medic) is the source of this 3013-nucleotide messenger RNA. Its product is annotated as disease resistance protein RUN1. Gene Ontology annotation, molecular function: ADP binding. Bases 195 to 1898 code for a protein of 567 amino acids. The record is from RefSeq and is a predicted model, not a curated record. Gene Ontology annotation, biological process: signal transduction; defense response. The transcript is spliced from 5 exons. Lineage: Eukaryota; Viridiplantae; Streptophyta; Magnoliopsida; Fabales; Fabaceae.